AUGGCCAGUACGUCAACCUCAGCUAGUUCAGAGGCCCUGGGUAAAGAAACAGAGAUUUUUGAUCGCCUGUUUCAGCUUGACGAAGAAGAUGUUAGUUGGAUCAAGAGACGCAUCAGCAGGCACAUCGCAGCCUGCAAACGAUAUGCCAGCGAGAGGCCACCUCGGUGGAGGGAAGCUCUGCGCGAGGCCAAUGAGGCUUCCACCAUCGCAUUUGCCGAGGGUAUGACCGGCAUCGACUCCAAGAUCAACUUUUACAUAGCCCAUUGUUACAAGGGAAUGGGUAUGUGGCGAGAGGCCCACUAG
Trichoderma harzianum CBS 226.95 is the source of this 303-nucleotide messenger RNA. RefSeq lists its product as hypothetical. Bases 1 to 303 code for a protein of 100 amino acids. The record is from RefSeq and is a predicted model, not a curated record. NCBI's taxonomy places the organism in Eukaryota, Fungi, Ascomycota, Sordariomycetes, Hypocreales, Hypocreaceae. The transcript has a single exon.